Lineus longissimus is the source of this 7846-nucleotide messenger RNA. RefSeq names its product WD repeat-containing protein 48-like. The coding region runs from base 5 to 2053 and encodes 682 amino acids. The record is from RefSeq and is a predicted model, not a curated record. Gene Ontology annotation, molecular function: ubiquitin binding. The transcript is spliced from 15 exons. Gene Ontology annotation, biological process: double-strand break repair via homologous recombination. NCBI's taxonomy places the organism in Eukaryota, Metazoa, Nemertea, Pilidiophora, Heteronemertea, Lineidae.
AGAAAUGGCCAGCCAUCACAGGCAAUCCAGUGGGACAUCGAGGAAAAAAGUCCAGGUGUCAUUUGUGAUCCGUGAUGAAGUGGAACGAUGUCACAGGUCAGGGGUGAACGCCCUUCAGUUUGACCAGUCACUCAAUAGACUUUAUUCUGCCGGUCGCGACUCCAUCAUCAGAAUAUGGAACACCAAAAAUACCAAGGAUCCAUAUUUCCAGUCAAUGGAGCACCACACAGACUGGGUGAAUGAUGUCGUGCUGUGUUGUGGAGGGAGAACUUUGAUCUCGGCCUCCAGUGAUACCACAGUGAAGGUAUGGAAUGCCCACAAGGGCUUCUGCAUGUCCACACUCCGCACACACAAGGACUAUGUGAAAGCAUUAGCCUACGCCAAGGAUAAAGAGCAGGUGGCGUCGGCCGGCCUCGACCGCGCCAUAUUCUUGUGGGAUGUCAAUACUCUCACGGCACUUACCGCUUCUAAUAAUACAGUCACAACAUCAUCUUUAAAUGGAAACAAAGACUCCAUAUACAGUUUGGCCAUGAAUCAACCCGGUACUGUGAUCGUGUCUGGAUCUACGGAGAAGGUGCUGCGAGUGUGGGACCCGAGAACGUGUCAGAAGCUGAUGAAGCUGAAGGGUCACAGUGAUAAUGUCAAAGCGUUGGUACUAAACAGAGAUGGAACGCAGUGUUUAUCUGGCAGCUCGGAUGGUACCGUGCGGUUGUGGUCCCUGGGUCAGCAGAGGUGCGUGGCAACGAUACGGGUGCAUGAUGAAGGAGUGUGGGCAUUACAGGCAAAUGAAAAUUUUACCACUGUGUAUUCCGGUGGUCGUGACCGACGGGUGUGGGCGACUGAUAUACGCAACACAGAAAGUCGGUCACUGAUCUGUGAGGAACGAGCCCCUGUAUUAAAACUGGAGUUGGUGCAAGGAGAGCAGCCGUCAUUGUGGGUGGCAACCACAGAUUCGUCGAUCAAAAACUGGCCAAUCAAAUCAAAACCUAUGCGUAUGUCUGGCGACUACGACAAUGACCACGACCCGAUUCCCACCAGUGCAACACCCGAUUUCACCAUCCGCGGCGGUGCAAGUAUCAGACAGUAUCAUGUGUUAAAUGACAAGCGAUACGUUUUGACGAAGGAUACGGACAAUGUGGUGGCGCUGUAUGACGUCCUCACGGCCAGAAAAGCUGAAGAUCUUGGUCAGGUGGACUUUGAGAGUGAAAUUAAGAAGAAAUUGAAAGUGGUCUAUAUUCCUAACUGGUUCUCUGUAGAUUUAAAAACAGGAAUGUUAACUGUACAUUUAGAAGAAACAGACUGUUUUGCUGCGUGGGUAUCAGCGAAGGAGGUUGGCAUGGGCCAGAGUAACGAUGGUUUAGAUCCAAAAUCUCGGUUCAAUUCUUAUGUAAAUUUUGGUGGUUUAUUACUGCAAGCAUUACUAGAACACUGGCCUAGAACUCACACGUAUGAUGUGUCCGAGAACGGUGAAGUGAACGGUGCGAUUACUGAGGGAGAGAAGCGUGGUGGUAACCCGUAUUUUAGUGUUCCUGGUCAUACCCCUGUCAUAUUUAGUGAAUUAGGAGGACGUACGUUAUUCCGACUGCUAUGCAGAGAUGCUGGUGGAGAUCAAGAACAAAUGUUAUUAAAUGAAACUGUGCCAUCCUGGGUUGUAGAUAUUACUGUUGAUAAAAAUAUUCCGAAAUUUAACAAGAUACCAUUCUUUCUGCAACCGCACUCUAGCUCAGGAAUUAAAUCUUUAAAGAAGGACCGUCUCUCUGCCAACGACGUUCUCCAAGUACGUAAAGUGAUAGAGCACGUCUACGAGAAGGUAAUGGGUCAGGGGUCGGAUGCAGGGUCACAGACUGCUGGCGGCAACAACUCAAAUAGUCAGGAGAAGUCAGAGACUGAGAAAGAAGAAGAUAUCGCAUCAAUAGCUGAAGAAAAGGUGGAAUUAUUGUGCAAUGAUCAGGUUCUCGACCCAACAAUGGACUUACGCACAGUCAAACAUUUCAUAUGGAAACAAGGAGGCGACCUAACGUUGCAUUAUCGACCGAUAAACAUUGGCAAAUGAGAUAACCCAGGAUGACUGUCGAUGAUGAAACGUCACAGCGGGUACUGUAAAGGAAGACCACGAGCGUGUCCGACCUUUGACCUGCUUUUACGGUCCGGAAGUUAGAUAUUGUGCAACUGUUCAAAAAGCUUUCUGACAACUGACACCGACUUCUCAGCUUCACCGAUUACAUUUUAAGUUUCUCAAUAGGUGGAGUACAAUAUGUAUUGUGCUGCAAUUGCACAGCGUCAAGUCGAUGGUUUCACUCUGCACCUACUCGUUAUCUGGUGUGGCAUACUUCCUGUGCAAGGAAGUGUCUUGGUGUUUCAGCCGGAGUUUUAGCAGGGCGUGGCAUUCCAUCUUUUCUUUAUUUUCUCAAACUGCCCUGUCUUUUUUUAUCCGUGGCAGUGGCAUUUUCAUUUAAAGGCGAGGUGCUGUACCCAGUUGUUUUUUGACUGUGACUGAACCCAUCUGCCCUGUCCUUUCAGAUUUCUAGCUAAAAUUCGAUGUAUUAGGGGAGACCGGGGCUAGCUCGCCUACUUUUCAGAAUAAUGGUCAUAUUUCACACAAUAUUGAAAUGAAUGAAACCAAAUGGCCUCUGUGUGAUACUAAUGGGUCUUGGCUAUAAAUAGAACACACUUCUGGAUCCUUGUACCUUGAUUUGUCUGACUAAUUGAAUGUCAAAAUUUUUUUGUCGAAGCAGGCGAACAUGCCCCGCAUCGGGGUAAGUUCGCCACCCCCCCCAAACGGGGUUAGUUUACCCUUAAGCCAUUAGCCUCUAGUUUGGGUUGGGGUCGGCAUGGAAUAAGAAAACGGACCAAUUAAGUGGGAAAAGGUGCAAAUCGACCAUUCAAAGCAAUGAGGGACGUAAUUUAUUGUUUCAGAAAACACAAACACUUAAUGAAAAAGCUGGAGUAAAUUUAUUUAUCUUUUUUUUUUAAUCAAAAGGCCACGCGAACUUGCUCAGCUGGGAAGGGGCGAAUGUGGCCCACAAGCACUCUUGGGGAUUUUAGGCAAUGUAUCCAAAUGCUGGCAUAAAAAACGCAAAUGGCGAAAGUGCCCCGAGGGCAAACUAGCCCUGGUCUUCCCUACAUUCAGUUGUGAUGGAAUGAUAAUGAUAGUGGUAGAAUGGCUCAAAAAAAGAUCAAUAAUUUUCUGUGAAGUUCUGCCAUGAAAUUUUUUUCUGCCAUUUGCUUUUAAAUACUACAAGAUAAGAUCUGAUAUGACUCAACCUUUAUACGACUAGAGUAAAGUGGAUGCAAGACCACUUUGACGAUAUGGGUAAAAGCCGAUUUUCAAGAAAUUCUUGUACUUUGUUAAAUUUGAAUUUGUUACACAGCAUACCAGAUGCCAUUUUGGAGCUGAAAAUGGAUGUGAGAAUUGUUUGUGUAAGGCACACACUUGCACUUGUUCUCACCUGUGUUUGAUGUGAGAUUUUCAGCAUUUCUGAAGGCCACUGGCCAAUCAUAGAGUAUUCGCUUUUAGCUCCCCUGGGUGAGCUCAUGUCGUCACGUCUUGUCCGUUGGUCUGUCCGUCAACAAUGGAGGCAUGUUUGCUCACUGUUGAGUCUAGAAAAUUUAAACUUUGUGUGUGGAUGUCUUAUGACACCAUGACUUGACACACAAAAAAUCAUUGCCAUUUGACUUUCUGGGCUCCAGGCGGCCAUCUUUGAAAACCUUAUUUUGUCAAUAUCUCACUAAGGUUGAUAGCAAGAACCAUGAAAUGUUUACUGUCAAUACUUCUGAUGAGAGUUCAUGACAUAAUACCCGGGAUUUUGAUUUGACCUACUUUUGAAGGUCACAGAGGUCAAACUCUAAAAUCUCGGCAAAGGUGGCCAUCGGGUCAGUGUGACCUACUUUCCAGGUUUAAGUAGCCAAGGUCAUAAAACUCAAUGUCAGUCAUGUAUAUCAAGACACCUUCACUGCGUUAUCUUCAAAUGUACAUCAUUGAUUGAUGAUCAAGCUUAACAUAGUGCUUAUAACCAGACCUUCUGUUGAAAAAUACCUAGCAAAUAUUUACGCACCUAACCUUUAUUUUCAUAGCCUAGGCGAGCAAUUAUCGCAAGACUGUAGGCCUAGUACUAAGAAUCAGGGCCUUUUUGAAAAUCGCUGUUUGCGACUUCUGCCCGGCGGCCAUGACAUGCAUGAUUGAUAAUAAUGAGAAUCGCGGGUUCCCAUGCUAGGAGCGAUUCCAUUGGUUGGCCUUCCGAGUGACCCCCGACAUUGACCAAUAGCGUGCACUGUUACAGUCUGUGAUGUAGUUACAAUGAUAUGCCUAUCGUCGGCGCUGCAGUCGGGAUAUCCAGGUGCGCGAAUUUUAAAACUUUUUGAAGAGCGAGCUUUCAACAGAAGGUCUGUAUAACAUUUUGACCUUGACCUAGAUUUCAAGGUCAGAAAGGUCAAACUCUAAAAUUUCACUCCCAUUUGUCACAGAUUCUUCAAAUUUUAUGUGUAGACACCUAUUGGCAUCUGUACAAGUUGACCCAAUUUAGGUCAAUUGCAACCUUAUUUUGACCUAGUAAUCAAGUUCACAGAGGUCAAACUCUUAAAAGUGUCACAUUUUGUCCGUAUAAAAAGUCAAUUUAACCUCCAUGUCUCAUUUUAUCUGCCACUUAAUGAUUCCCAGGUGAGCGCAAUGUCCCCAGGUCAUUUUGCUGAGAAUCAGGCAGGCCGAGCUGGCUUGCCCAGCGAAAUGAAAAAGUUAUUUAAUAAAGUUGGAAAAUCUGUGUUGUUGGUGUCUUUCAAUGAAAUAUCGCUGUAAUGUAUCGCGAUAAAUGGGCUAAGGGAAUCUGGUGAUAUCCCCGAUUCAGAUCUAGCUUUGUGAAGAACUUGGAACCAUUCAAGUCAUGAACGACAUCAUCGAUUGUCGGGGCAAUGUGUCCCUCUCAUUGAACAGCUUGGUUUGCACAGCGCAUAUCGACACAGAGUAUUACUCUGUCCUUUUUGGGAACCACCACUGCUGGAGAUACCCAUGGAGUGGGACCGUCCACAUCUUCAAGGAUAUCAAGGCCAUCAAGCUUCACGUUUUCCUCUUCCAAUGGUUUUCGAGUAUGAAACAGAAUUCGUCGAUGUGGCUGAGCUACUGGUGUCACGUUCUUACCCAUGUGUAACUCUACUUGAAGGUCAUUGAGUUUACGGAGACCUAUAAAGAUGUCAGCGUAUUCACAAACCAUGCGAUUGACCUCUGGAUCAUCUGACACUUGAGAAAUAGCGAUUAGAACCAGUUCUUAUUUCAUCAGCGGUAUGAUAACUUUCCUUUGAGGCUAAACAAGUAUUCAUCGUCCAAUGAGGAGAAACCUUCCGUAUUAUUACCCUCAAUGUUAUUCACUGAUGUCUUUUCUAUUGAAUUUACCCGACUAAUCUGAUCGACAAACUUUGGCAAAGAGAUUUUGAAUGCCACAAGCACAACAGCUUUUCCCUUUUGCCGGGCACUCCCCCUGGUGUGGGAAGUCAACACCACAAAGCCAGCAAGAUUGAUGCGAUUUUGGUUUUGGCUUAUCGUCGGAUUGCUUUGAGUACGAUUGCGGCCGAGUAGAUUGAGGCUGGUUCCUGGGUUUGUGAUUAAAUGAUCUGCCAAGACCAUGUCCCCGAUUUGAAUGACUGUCAGAUUUCUUAGCGAAAUUUACAGAUUCCGCAGCUGGUGUGGGAGUGUGUUCCAUUCCAACAGCUUGCUUCUCCGAGAUUUCGAAUGCACGGCCUAGGUCAAGAAGACCCUUCAGCAUCAUGUCUGCGUCGCGUAAAGCUCUUCUUCUCCGACGGGUUGAUAGACGGAACGAUUUGUAACUUGAUUUCUUCAUUUAACCGAUCUCCGAUGAAGCGACAGGUGGCUGCUAGCUUGGGUAGCCUGGUAUGAAACGCACAGACAUUUUCCCCAGAUUGCUGUUUAGCACACUGGAAUGUGUUUAUCUCAAACUCUUUUUCUUGGGUGCAACGUAGGCCAUAAGGGCUUCCUUGCCUUUCUUAUAAUCAGUGGCAGCACCUUUCUCCUCUGCCGGGAAGGCAUUAAAAAUGUCAUACACUUCAGGGCCAGCAUAAUGUAGUGACGCACACUUACAUUCGGCUUUGUCGAUGUUCAGUGUAACAAACAGAUUCUCAAGUCUCUCUACGUAUUUCUUUCACUGUUGCCCUGCCGACAAUGACUCUCCAUGCACAUCAAAUGCACUAUACGCUGGUAAACCAUGUGGUACAGCAUCAGCCAUUUUUGCGAUGAUUUUUCUGGGCACUGCAAAUAAAUGUUUUUGAGCUUUCUACUAUUGUUUUACUUUAUUCACGAAUCUAGAUUAGGUUCUCGACAUCCUCGUCGCCAUUGUGUUAUUUAUGAAUGAUCUUCAAUGACUUAGUUAAACAUCAAUGAACAGGUUUAUUGCAGACAAUAUAUUUGGUCUGUUUACAGGACGGCCAUGAUGCCGAAGACCACGGGUAGCAGUGGCAUCAUACAUUUGGUGGGGGAUUUGAAUACAAAAAGUGUGGACAUUACAAAAGACAUGAUCCGAGUUUCAAAAGGCCUCCAUUUUCUACUUUCGAGCGAUAACGUGGACUUGAAUUCUUGAAAAUGGUGUGACAACAUCAUCACGAUGUCACACUGGCAGGUAUCUGUUACAUCGUAUGGUAUUUAUUAAGCCACAGCCCUUGGUUACUAGCCCGAUUUAAAUCAUGCCUGUUUACAUUUGAGAAAAGUCUCUUACAUCACUUGAAUAAACCAUCAUGCCCUUAUGACACCCAGUGCCAGUUUGCUGGAUGUCGAUAGCCCAUUGUACAUGGCAGAGAAAUUACAGAGGUUUACAGAGUUUUGAACAAAGGUGCAUGGGGAGAAAACGGAUUAAGUAAAGAAGUUGGAGUUAUUCAUUUAGUGUGUGUACAUAGGAGUUGGGUUAUCAUGUAGAAGGGGGUAUGGGCUCAAGUAUGCAUACGCAUGUGUACAAGGGGGUACUAUAAAUCGGAAACUUGUGUGUACAUACUAGAACCUACUUCCAGAUUUUGCGUGACUCUCUCGUGGCUGUCGCCAGUAUAGCUUUUUGCUCCCCGUAGAGCUAGGGUAUCAUGGUGUGCCAUCUUGAGCUGUCAGUAACUACUCUAGAAUCCCGCAGGAGAGAACAGGACUUCUGCACAAGCGACAUGACCGGCGAUUGACCAAUUCAUUUCAAGACCUGCCCACAAUUUUACACCAGCUCUAGUUGACCAAUCAGGAUCGUCGGAUCAUUUGGCUUCUGUCGUAACGAUUAUUAUAACAUCAUAUAAACAUACACAGGUAUACAUACCACAAUAGAUUUAUUUGAAAGACUCCAAGUUAAAUUAUUGAUAUUCAUUGCUAUGAACAAUCAGUUUCAUUUCAAUCUUACCACGUGCAUACAAUGAAGCGGGGAGAAAUAUGAAACAAAGUGGCUAUUCUUACGACUAGUCGUAACUUAGGAUUUAUGCGAUUUCAGAGAUUAAACUGAGGAUCUAGGGAGAUAAGACUAGUGUAAAGGAAGGGUUAGGGUUAGGGUUGGCGCUAGGAGUAAGUGCAAGGGUCAGGGUGAGCGUCAGGGUUAGGAUUAAGGCCCAAUAAGGUGAAAAUGAUCGUCGUAAGAAUAACAAGCACUUUGUAUGUAAAAUGCAUUAGGAAUCGUCGUAAGAAUAGCCGUGGCCAAUAUGAAAAUGGGGUGAAAUUGGCAACAGAACUGGCGCUGGCCACCGUUGGUGUGCCUGUGUUCUCUCCCACGGGAUUCUAGAGUACUGACAAAUCUUAGUAACUUCCCGAUGUGACGCCGUUAUUGCCCUCUCUGCACACAGGAAGUGUGUUGCUAUGAAAGUAAAAAUCUUCAGAAAUGAUUAA